UUUCAUAGACUAUAGACGAGACAAAACUACUAGCAUUGCCUGUAGUUGCUUAACCAAUAUACUGUACUUGUAAAAUACGGAUAAAAAGCUUAUAAUUACUAAUGUUACAAUCGAAAAUUCUUGGAUUACAACCAUCACAUUGUUACGGUAAUUCCGUGUGCCAAAAAUUAUAAGCAACGGACGCGCUUCGGCUGCAGGGGACCGGUUGAUUCUUUACAUAAAAUUUCAAUGUGUUCUGGAAAUGGUUUGCAAAGAGGACGUGGUAUCAUGGUUUAAAGAAUUGGAAAGCUAUAAACGCAUAGACGCGAUGUGUACGUUAUUAAAUAUGUGUUUGCCAUUUGAACUACGUUUCAUUGGCACAUACCUAGAGGAGCUGGGUAAGCGGGACUUUCAGGAGUUGCGUGGUGCUGAACUGAGAGCCAACAACCCCACAGACCUGGCUGCGGACAUUGGAGGCGCCAACACAGACCCCAGGACGCGGCGGAAAAUGGCCUUGUAUGUGUCGUUGCUGCGUUCGUGUAAUUUCGCGUGUGCUACCACAUUGUACAAUGCCAUGGUCAGUUUGGAGCAGAGUGGUUUGUUGAAAGGCUUGUACGGUGAUCUCCUCGAAGAAAUUUUACUUCUGUACACAAUGGCGUUACAUCAUCCGGCGUUUACAUUUGAUCAAAAGUCGCAUUUUGGUGAAAUACUAGAGAAAUUAAAAAUGGAAGACCAGAGGAUACAAUUUCCAGAGCCACAAGAUCAUAUAAACGUAGUACCAGUGAGUGCAUGCCAUACACAAUCUAAUAUCACAGGCAACAUGACAAUCCCACCACCUAACUUGUCUAGCUUGGGGCCACCGCCUGGUAUUGUGUUUGUCAAAACACCUGGGGUGCAGCCGCCUAGUACAGACACAGUGCCUGAACUCAGCUCUCCGCCAGUUCUGACAGGAGCUGGGGGAGUAGUGCAAAUGUUGGGUGAAGUCCCUCACCCACCUCCUGGUCUACCAAUGCCUCAGUAUAAUAUGGGAGACUACAUAGGACACAAUGCAUGGCCUGCAAAUAUCAUAGUACCUAUAAAUCAACCACUUGAGGUAAUAAAUUACACCGCUGCUAGUGGUGCGCCGACGUCGCCCCUAGUGUCGUCGCCGGGCGACAGUCGCGCCGCGUCGCCGCGCUCGCGCCGCCGACUGUCGCGGGACCGCUCGCCGCCUCCCCCGCCAGUCGGGCCGCCCGACCAGCCUCCACUGCCGCACCAACUUGCCGCCAACUUCGAAAACAUGUCUGUCGCCGAGGUGGGUCACUCUCCGCAGCAUCGCGGUCCAUUCACCGUGUUUGCUGCAGGACUUCUUCGACACAGACAGCCUUCUGCAUUAACGCGGUUUUCAAAUGAGAUCCGUCAUAAUAUUGGUGACGAACGAUUAAGAGAACUGAACAUGGUGGUACAUCAGCAGCAAUAUAGAUCAUUGGAGAAGCUAAACGGCGUGCGACGACUGACUGGUCCGUACUGCGCGGCGACGCGCUCGUCGUCCGACAGCGGGUCGAGCGCCGCGUCGUCACCGCCCGACACGCCGGCGCCACCGCAGCGCCGCGCCACGCCGUCCGCGCCGCCACCCGUGCCGUUCCUACAGUACCCGCGGCCCUUCGGGUACCCGACGCCGCCGCCCACAUAUCGCCAGCCACCGCCGCCGUUCGCUAACGGGGAGCCGCCACCGUACCCGGCGGCGGCGCCGUACGCCGGCUUCGUGUCGGUGCUGUACGCGCCGCCGAAGCUGUCGUGCUGGAACUGCGGCGCGGCGGGGCACGCGGGCCACGAGUGCAAGGAGCCGAGCAUGGAGGAGAUGACGCGCGCGGGCGGCUACCAGCUGGACUUUGGCGGCGCGCCGCCCGAGCCGAGCGACAAGUAGGGGCGCCGCCGAGCCGAAGGGAACUCUUCGCGACGUCCUUGUGUGAUCUGUCCAGAUUAGUACCAAAGUGUGAGGUCAAAAAUUGUAAAUAUCGACCCGGUCGGCCCGUACGGCUGCUAUCGGUACCCGGCGUGAUAUGAACCCUUGGAACGUGAAACCCGAAGGAUUUCUUUUGACGUAGUAUGAGAUAUUAGGUAGAUCUAUGAUGUUAAUAUUACGAGCGCUUAUCGGACUAAUUUAUUAGGGUGAUGAACUUUUAUCUGUAAUGUUUAAGAGUAAUUGCACUUUCGAUGUAUUUAGAAUUUGAUGACAUUCCAAUUAUUUAAUUUCCUUACAGAACAUCUGGUAAAAUUAUCAUUAGCAUAAACAGAUGUUUUGUAUACUGGUGACCUGACCUGGUGUUCUGGUGACUGAAAAUUUCAUAAUUUCGUUGCACAUAGACAUUACACUAGUAACAGAUAUUUCACAUAAAACAUGUUAUAAUUGUUUAGUAUAAAAAUCAUGUUUUUGAAGCAAGUAGUUACAGUGUAGAAUAUACAGUGAAACCUCGUUAAGUGAGACAGCCAAGGGACCUUCAAAUUGGUAUCACUUAUAGAGGUAUUCCACUAACCCAGUGUCUCAGAUAACCAGGUAUAAAUGAAUAUUUGUCUCAUUUACAGAGGGUUCCAUUAAUGGAGGUGAACAUGGGUUAUUUCACAUAAAGAGGUGUGAUUCUUAAAUAAAACAAUGUGUUAUGUGCACAUUAUAAAUGAAUGGGAAUAAGUAAAUCAACAAACAAAAUGAUGUUGUCUCAGUUACUGAGGUUUAUGCAUUAAAAUUCACUUGCUGUCUCAGUUAUAGAGGUAACUAAGGUGAUAAAUCGAAAGAACGAAUCCCAGAUAUAGAGGGUUGUUUGUCCCACUAAUAGAGGUAAUUCAGUGCCAAUGGGUAGGGACCUCAGUAUGAGUUCCAUUUGUGGAGGUUUCUCACUUAUCCAGGUCCCACUUAACCAAGUUUCACUGUAUUAUAAAAAGGUUAAAGCUAGACAGCCUCUACUAGCUUGCUGCAUCUAUUUGGUUGAGUGCAACAUACUUGCCUAAGGGCUUAUACAUGUAAUAUUUUAAAACUCAUAAAAUGUAAAUUGAGUGAUUUAAAAUGCAGAGGUUAAAAUGUUAUUUUUCUGUGUGGAUUUGUAUUUUGUUAUUAUUUAAAAAAUACGCAAUUUAUGCAAAUGUAAUUAUAGGAAAAUUGCUGGAUGACGAUUUCCUAAACUUGACUGGAAAAAAGUAACUAUGAACAUUUCUGCAUACAUUUAGCCUCGCCUUAUCUGUUGUAGUUGACUUUUUUCCUGAAUUCUAGUCGUUUUAAUGCGGUAACGAGGAGAGACACUAAUUGCGACGCAAAAUAGUUUCCUAAAAUAAAAUACGGCGAAUUGACAAAUCCUACAGAUCAACUGUCAGCAAUCGUUAAACAAUCCGAAAUUGAAAGUGCAAUUAUUUAUAAACAAACACUAAGCAAACAGUUCUUGUAUAGAAUUUUCAGGGAAUUCCAAUUAUAACAGCAGCACCUGUAAUAAUAGUUUUAUUUAAUUGGCAGCUUCAAAGAAUUUAAAAUUAAGGUUUUCUAUGGUAAAGUAAAAAAGUUGAUAAAAAUAAUUGGUACAAACACAUAAUUUGAUCAAUUUUAUUAUCUUACAAAUAGUUAACAUGUCAUUAAAAAUGAGUGCCAUAAAUUGGUGUAUAAUAUAAUUUUCAUGUUUAGUCAGUACGGAGUUUUAAAAUUAAUUUAAGUGGUAGCGUGAUACAGUGAAUUAAGUCCCAUCAAUACUUAUUUAUAGUUUUUCUAAACCAGUUUCACGCGAGUCUAUACGAUGAGAGUAUAGCUCUAGAUAGGUAUGAAAUCAUCACAAAUGAAUUUCAAAACGAAAUAGUUCUUGCCACAUGAUUAAAAAGGUUGUUUUUGGAAUUGUUAUAAAACAUAAAUAUGUAUUUUAAGUGAAAGUUUUACUACAUAAAACUGUUUAUGUUAUACAAUAAUGCACAUGACAAGUUAGUACAUCUACAUUAGUACAAAUUGAAAUUGGUAUGAGUUGAAAAUUUUGAAUUAAGUCGAUUAGUUAAGAGAUUUCAUUAGGCGACAUGGUUUAUAAGAUAGUGUAUUAACAUAAUGAUAGAAAUAUUCUAGUGUUUGUUUUAAUUGUUAAUAAUAUAAUCAAAAGCAAGUGUGAAUAAUAUUUAGGAUAAACCAAAUCUAUCUUCAAUUUUAACAUAAUAGUGCUGCCGACUGCAUGUCAUACAAGUUGAUGUGUUAUGGAGUUCCCUAAAAUUCUUAGCUCUGCCUUGACUAUUUCUUCUACAACUUUUUAUGUAACACAUGUUAUUGUCCAAAUCAUCAGAAUUUGUAAAUAUGAUGUUAACUUCUAAAAUAUUUAAUAUACAGUUGAAAGUCGAAUUGUGAAGAUUUAUAUACUAAAGUACUGAAUUUGUUUCCUUUGUCCGAAGACUGAUCUCUAAUACUAGCUAAUUAUUCGACUUCUAAAAGCUAAUAGUAACGAUGUUGACUGCAAGUCGAGCAUCUGCCACUUUAUGAUCGGGACUGUUUGUCUAUGGUAGAGGAGCUGAGUACUGCGACUGGCCACAUAUUCAUGUGAAUGUACCUAGUAGUGUACCAUUUUAUACAUAUGAGUUGAACAAGGGAUUAUUUUGAUCAAGCUCACGAAAAUGCAAUGCUCUUAAUUAAUGUUUAUAAUAAUAGUCAUUGUAAAUAGUUACAAAUAUGUAAGAGAGAUGGCACGUCGCAUCCGAUGUGUUCAUAUUUUGUAAAUAAUUCAGUUUAUAUAAAUUAGUUAAUAUUUAGAGAUUGACUAUAUUUGUAAAUUACGUUGUAAUAAUUUGAGUGUCCCUAUAGAGUAUAUUCGAUUGUUUCUCUAUGAUCACUGUCACAAAUCACAAUUUGCAUUUGAAAGUCCCAGUUUUGAAAAAAGUUCAAAUUAGAAGGGUUGUAUAAUUGUUUUUGCAUAAUUAUAAAAGUAAUGUUUUUUUAAUCGAGUCAGAUGAGUGACGCAUGGGUGGGUGCUGGGAGGUGUGGCUGUGGCCUGAUACAUGCAGCUUGCUGACGAUUGUUGAUGUUGUUCAUCACUUGGACGAUGUAUUCUCUUGUAUGUAUACACUGACUAUGUUUGUAGAGCUUUGUGCCUUCAACGCACCGACAAUUUAAUGAUAGAAGAGAAUAUAUUUGUGUGUUGUAAGUGACUAUUUAUAGUGUAACUGUUAACAGAACCGUAAGGGACUAUUAUUUUGUAAGAAACAUGAUAUGUCACUCCUUAUGAAGGUUGUAAGUCCACAUAACGUAACUUUUGUGUUAUUUAUAUCUUAACAAUUUUAUUAUGAUAUUUAAAACAAGUUGAAGUAUAGAUUAAACAUAGAAAGAGUAACUUAAUAUUUGUAACUUUGUAAGUACGCCUGUAGCCUAGCCCCGAUGUGGUACUGUUGAUGCAAUAAGAUGGAAGCAUUACUACUGCAUAUCAUGUUAUAAGGUUCAAUUGAGUGUGAUAUUCAAGUGGAUGGUCUUACUGUUUGUGUCUGCUCAAUUGUUUUCAACAAAGUACAUUUUCAGUGAAAUCGGUAAAUGUGUAAACUAAAAGUUUGUUUUCUACAUAGGCAACAAUAUUAUUAUAAUGGUCGAUAUGUCUAUGCAGCUUUACUUUGUCUAGUGGAGUAUGAAAAUAUUUUUUUACUUUGUACAGAAUGUUAUAAAUGUGAUACAUAAUUUUUGACAUAAUUAGAAAUUGUGAUUUAGUAAGGUGUGUAGUUUAUAAAAAAAUAUAAAAAAAACUCGCUUUACUAAAUAAAUGAUACUAUUCUACAGCUAUGUAACGUUGUUUUCCCACGUUUUUAUAUUUGGGUACUUAUAUAUUCUAAGCUGUUGUACCUAUUGCUAGUAAAAUUAAAUUUCAGGAAAUUGAAUGUUUCGGCCCGGUAUUGUCAGACCUCUGUAUCCCACCAAUGCUGUGAAUCAUUUGCUUCCUGAGAAAUAAACAACCAAAAUCUACAA
Molecule: messenger RNA, 5917 nt
Organism: Spodoptera frugiperda (fall armyworm)
Lineage: Eukaryota; Metazoa; Arthropoda; Insecta; Lepidoptera; Noctuidae
Exons: 4
Coding region: 242-1885 (547 amino acids)
Molecular function (GO): zinc ion binding; nucleic acid binding
Source: RefSeq, a predicted model, not a curated record